Homarus americanus (American lobster) is the source of this 636-nucleotide messenger RNA. RefSeq names its product maternal embryonic leucine zipper kinase-like. Gene Ontology annotation, molecular function: ATP binding; protein kinase activity. The coding region runs from base 1 to 636 and encodes 211 amino acids. Lineage: Eukaryota; Metazoa; Arthropoda; Malacostraca; Decapoda; Nephropidae. Gene Ontology annotation, biological process: protein phosphorylation. The record is from RefSeq and is a predicted model, not a curated record. The transcript has a single exon.
AUGGACAGCUUCCGUGAAUUCGAGUCUGACCCCUUCAUGAGCAGCUCCAGCAGCUGCCACCAACAAGCUGCCGAUUACCUAGAUUAUCCCUUCCCUCGAAUCUCCUAUGAAAAGAUCACUAUAGUUGAAGACUUGGGGGUGGGAGUGUUUGGUCUGGCCCGUCUAGUAAACUUGGAGGUGUCCUACGGCGAAACAAUAGUUGCAGUUCUCAAGACCUCCCUUGGGGACCAAUCCCUUAUGUCCGAGGCCAUGGCUCUCCAUGAAUUGAACGGAGCUGGCGGUGCUCCGAUCCUGUAUGGAGUAACAAGUGAAGACCCCCAAGGCCUGGUCAUGGAAUACUGCCCUGGCCUAACUUUGGACCAUUUUUUAACUUCACGCACAAAAAGAUCAUGCCAAAAGGUCUACGGUGCCAUCCAAAAGGCAUUAAUUAAGUUCCACGCCCGUGGUUACGCCCACAUGGAUAUACACCCAGGUAAUAUAGUUAUCGACGACUCAAGCCGACCAUUCAAAGUUCACAUUAUAGAUUUAGGCUCCGCUGCCCGGCUGACAAACGACAGAAAAGGCGAAGCCCAUGACUUGUGCAGCCUCACCAGGAUACAGAAGGUAAUAAAGAGGAAGUGCAGCGACAUCCGCUGA